GCCGUUUACACACUCCAACCGGUGUACCGGCGGCGCGCGGUCCUAACCACGAUGACGACCGGCGUUUAGUGUUUCACGAUUUCCCGGUCAGACAGGACACCGUCGUUCCGUUGUAGUUCCGUAUCGAUUUCGUCCCGGAGCGUGUGUUGCAGGUUCUUCAGCGUCCCGACGGCACACGGCCGUAACUAUAAUAAUAAUAAUUAUUAUUAUUAUUGACGACAGCGAAAACAAUAACACUAAAGUAGCAUCUCGUCACAUCGGCGCGACGAGAUUUGGGAAUCAUCAAUAUGGAAGAAAAUUGGGAUAAUAUACCAGGAGUGGCAGUACUAAAUAGAGAAUGUGAACAAUCAGACAAAAAUACAACUGGUGGUUAUACCAAUGAAAAUGAUUGGAAUUCAACUAAAAACAACUGUCCUAAGUAUAAAACAAGCGAAAAUUAUACUGAUUGGGAUCCUACUAAUAACAAUGGCCAUACUGAUGAUGAUAAACUGAUUGAAGAUUUUAGUGAGAAACUAACUACAACUACUAAUUCUUUUGAUGGUACAAAUACUGAUUAUGACGACUGGAAUAAUUCAAAAUUUGAUGUUGAUAAUCAAAGUAGUGCUUCUUUUUCUUAUGAGAAAAAGGAACAAAUCAAUUUUGAUAAUACUAAUUCAAAAUCUUUGAACGACUCUUGGGGAAAUCCAAUUUCUAGUGACCAAUAUAGUGCAGAUACUGGAAACUAUUCAGAAUUCAAUGGUUGUACCAAGCAAAAUAGUCAUAAUGAUUAUGUCCCUGAGGAUUCCUGGGAUAUUGAAGCUAAUACUGAUAAUAGCUAUCAAAAAUAUCAAAAUAAUGGUUACCAUGAAAGUGGCCGUGAUUACCAGCAAGGCACACGGUUUCCUAAAAAAUCUAAUAAUUAUGCGAAUACUCGUAAUGAUAAAGGCAAUAGUAAAUCAGUAAAGCCCGUCGCACAAAAAUCAACUUAUAUUCCUCCAGAAUUUGAAGAAAAUGAUGACCUAACAUUAGAAGCAGGAUUAAACUUUGAAAAAUACGAUAAAAUUGAAGUAACUGUAAGUGGAACGGAAGUACCCAAAAAUAUAACAUCAUUUCAUGAUUCUGGUCUGGCUCAAAUAUUAUUAAACAAUUUAAGCAAAUGUCAUUAUACUACUCCUACUCCAAUACAGAAGUAUGCUAUACCAAUCAUUAUGAAUGGAAAAGAUAUGAUUGCUAGUGCUCAAACUGGUUCUGGAAAAACUGCAGCUUUUGUUUUACCAAUUUUAAACAAUUUAAUCAGUGAACCAUCUGAAUUAGUUGUUGAUUAUAAUCAUUGCGAGCCACAAGCUUUAAUCCUGGCACCCACUAGAGAACUUGCUAUACAAAUAUGUGAAGUUACUACUAGAUUAAGCAAAAAUACUUCUAUUAAAUGUGAACUUCUUUAUGGCGGAACAGCUACUUAUCACCAAAAAGAAAGAAUUCUGAGAGGUGUUCAUAUAAUUGUAGCAACUCCAGGACGCUUAAUUGAUUUUGUGAGUCGACGUUUAAUUACUUUUUCAUCUCUGCGAUUCUUUGUACUUGAUGAAGCCGAUCGGAUGUUAGACAUGGGUUUUUCACUUGACAUUGAACGCAUAUUGAGUGAUAAUACUAUGGUAUCAUCGGCAAAUAGAUCAACAGUCAUGUUUUCAGCAACCUUGCCCAUACUUGUUCAACAAAUCGCAAAGUCUUAUCUAAAACCAGAUUAUAUUUCAGUAGCUGUUGGAGAGGUUGGAGGUGCCUGUAAAGAUGUUACACAAACAUUUAUAGAAGUUAAUAAGUUUAGUAAAAAAAAUGCAUUAGUUGCUAUGCUAAAUGAAACAAAUGAUUGUCAAGGAACAAUUGUAUUUGUUGAACAAAAAAGACAAGCCGAUUUCAUAGCAGCCUUUCUAAGUGAACUAAAUUAUCCAACUACUAGCAUACAUGGAGAUCGUCAACAACCAGAACGAGAACAAGCUUUAAGAGAUUUUAAAACCAAAAAAAUGAAGGUUUUAGUAGCCACUGCUGUGGCUGCUAGAGGACUAGAUAUAAUGGGUGUUACAACAGUAGUGAAUUUCGACUUACCAAAAACAAUUGAAGAGUAUGUGCAUAGAAUUGGACGUACUGGUAGAUUGGGAAAUUCGGGCCGCGCUGUUUCAUUUUUUGAUCCUGCAAACGAUUAUGCCAUGGCUCCAUAUUUAGUCAAUACUCUUAAACUGGCCGAACAAAAAGUUCCAGACUUUCUAUCUCAGUAUGAAGUUGAUGAAUAUGAGAAACCUUUAAGUCAUUUCAAUGACAUAAGAUCGAAUGUUCCUGUACUAUCUGAGUAUCUUCAAGGUGUAGAAGAUAUAGAAGAAUGGUAAUCCCAUAAUAACAUUGAAUUCAAGCCAAAAAAAAAAUAA
Aphis gossypii (cotton aphid) is the source of this 2393-nucleotide messenger RNA. RefSeq names its product ATP-dependent RNA helicase vasa-like. The transcript is spliced from 9 exons. Lineage: Eukaryota; Metazoa; Arthropoda; Insecta; Hemiptera; Aphididae. Gene Ontology annotation, cellular component: nucleus; P granule. Bases 288 to 2354 code for a protein of 688 amino acids. Gene Ontology annotation, biological process: cell differentiation; gamete generation. The record is from RefSeq and is a predicted model, not a curated record. Gene Ontology annotation, molecular function: RNA binding; ATP binding; RNA helicase activity.